AGCAUUGGCGCCUCCUCCUCACAGCCCCCCAGAGCAGCGGCGCCUCUCCUCACAGCCCCCCAGAGCAGCGGCGCCUCCUCCUCACAGCCCCCCAGAGCAUGGGCGCCUCCUCCUCACAGCCCCCCAGAGCAUCGGCGCCUCCUCCUCACAGCCCCCAGAGCAGCGGCGCCUCCUCCUCACAGCCCCCCAGAGCAGCGGCGCCUCCUCCUCACAGCCCCCCAGAGCAGCGGCGCCUCCUUCUCACAGCCCCCCAGAGCAGCGGCGCCUCCUCCUCACAGCCCCCCAGAGCAGCGGCGCCUCCUCCUCACAGCCCCCCAGAGCAUGGGCGCCUCCUCCUCACAGCCCCCCAGAGCAGCGGCGCCUCCUCCUCACAGCCCCCCAGAGCAUGGCCGCCUCCUCCUCACACCCCCCAGAGCAGCGGCGCCUCCUCCUCACAGCCCCCCAGAGCAUGGGCGCCUCCUCCUCACAGCCCCCCAGAGCAUGGGCGCCUCCUCCUCACAGCCCCCAGAGCAGCGGCGCCUCCUCCUCACAGCCCCCCAGAGCGCUGGCGCCUCCUCCUCACAGGCCCCCAGAGCAUGGGCGCCUCCUCCUCACAGCCCCCCAGAGCAUGGGCGCCUCCUCCUCACAGCCCCCCAGAGCAUGGGCGCCUCCUCCUCACAGCCCCCCAGAGCAUGGGCGCCUCCUCCUCACAGCCCCCCAGAGCAGCGGCGCCUCCUCCUCACAGCCCCCCAGAGCAUGGGCGCCUCCUCCUCACAGCCCCCCAGAGCAUGGGCGCCUCCUCCUCACAGCCCCCCAGAGCAUGGGCGCCUCCUCCUCACAGCCCCCCAGAGCAUGGGCGCCUCCUCCUCACAGCCCCCCAGAGCAGCGGCGCCUCCUCCUCACAGCCCCCCAGAGCAUGGGCGCCUCCUCCUCACAGCCCCCAGAGCAGCGGCGCCUCCUCCUCACAGCCCCCCAGAGCAGGGCGCCUCCUCCUCACAGCCCCCAGAGCAGUGGCGCCUCCUCCUCACAGCCCCCCAGAGCAUGGGCGCCUCCUCCUCACAGCCCCCCAGAGCAGCGGCGCCUCCUCCUCACAGCCCCCCAGAGCAGCGGCGCCUCCUCCUCACAGCCCCCCAGAGCAGCGGCGCCUCCUCCUCACAGCCCCCCAGAGCAGCGGCGCCUCCUCCUCACAGCCCCCCAGAGCAGCGGCGCCUCCUCCUCACAGCCCCCAGAGCAUGGGCGCCUCCUCCUCACAGCCCCCCAGAGCAUGGGCGCCUCCUCCUCACAGCCCCCCAGAGCAGCGGCGCCUCCUCCUCACAGCCCCCCAGAGCAUGGGCGCCUCCUCCUCACAGCCCCCCAGAGCAGCGGCGCCUCCUCCUCACAGCCCCCCAGAGCAACGGCGCCUCCUCCUCACAGCCCCCCAGAGCAGCGGCGCCUCCUCCUCACAGCCCCCCAGAGCAGCGGCGCCUCCUCCUCACAGCCCCCCAGAGCAUGGGCGCCUCCUCCUCACAGCCCCCCAGAGCAUGGGCGCCUCCUCCUCACAGCCCCCCAGAGCAGCGGCGCCUCCUCCUCACAGCCCCCCAGAGCAUGGGCGCCUCCUCCUCACAGCCCCCCAGAGCAUGGGCGCCUCCUCCUCACAGCCCCCCAGAGCAGCGGCGCCUCCUCCUCACAGCCCCCCAGAGCAUGGGCGCCUCCUCCUCACAGCCCCCCAGAGCAGCGGCGCCUCCUCCUCACAGCCCCCCAGAGCAACGGCGCCUCCUCCUCACAGCCCCCCAGAGCAGGGGCGCCUCCUCCUCACAGCCCCCCAGAGCAGCGGCGCCUCCUUCUCACAGCCCCCCCAGAGCAUGAGCGCCUCCUCCUCACAGUCCCCCAGAGCAUGGGCGCCUCCUCCUCACAGCCUCCCAGAGCAUGGGCGCCUCCUCCUCACAGCCCCCCAGAGCAUGGGGCGCCUCCUCCUCACAGCCCCCAGAGCAGCGGCGCCUCCUCCUCACAGCCCCCCAGAGCAGCGGCGCCUCCUCCUCACAGCCCCCCAGAGCAUGGGCGCCUCCUCCCCACAGCCCCCCAGAGCAUGGGCGCCUCCUCCUCACAGCCCCCCAGAGCACCAGCGCCUCCUCCUCACAGCCCCCCAGAGCAUGGGCGCCUCCUCCUCACAGCCCCCCAGAGCAGCGGCGCCUCCUCCUUACAGCCCCCUAGAGCAUGGGCGCCUCCUCCUCACAGCCCCCCAGAGCAGCGGCGCCUCCUCCUCACAGCCCCCCAGAGCAUGGGCGCCUCCUCCUCACAGCCCCCCAGAGCAUGGGCGCCUCCUCCUCACAGCCCCCAGAGCAUCGGCGCCUCCUCCUCACAGCCCCCCAGAGCAUGGGCGCCUCCUCCUCACAGCCCCCAGAACAGCGGAGCCUCCUCCUCACAGCCCCCCAGAGCAUGGGCGCCUCCUCCUCACAGCCCCCCAGAGCAUGGGCGCCUCCUCCUCACAGCCCCCCAGAGCAUGGGCGCCUCCUCCUCACAGCCCCCAAGAGCAUGGGCGCCUCCUCCUCACAGCCCCCCAGAGCAUCGGCGCCUCCUCCUCACAGCCCCCCAGAGCAGCGGCGCCUCCUCCUCACAGCCCCCCAGAGCAUGGGCGCCUCAACAUUGGCGCCUCCUCCUCACAGCCCCCCAGAGCAGCGGCGCCUCUCCCUCACAGCCCCCCAGAGCAGCGGCGCCUCCUCCUCACAGCCCCCCAGAGCAUGGGCGCCUCCUCCUCACAGCCCCCCAGAGCAUCGGCGCCUCCUCCUCACAGCCCCCCAGAGCAGCGGCGCCUCCUCCUCACAGCCCCCCAGAGCAGCGGCGCCUCCUCCUCACAGCCCCCCAGAGCAGCGGCGCCUCCUUCUCACAGCCCCCCAGAGCAGCGGCGCCUCCUCCUCACAGCCCCCCAGAGCAGCGGCGCCUCCUCCUCACAGCCCCCCAGAGCAUGGGCGCCUCCUCCUCACAGCCCCCCAGAGCAGCGGCGCCUCCUCCUCACAGCCCCCCAGAGCAUGGGCGCCUCCUCCUCACAGCCCCCCAGAGCAGCGGCGCCUCCUCCUCACAGCCCCCCAGAGCAUGGGCGCCUCCUCCUCACAGCCCCCCAGAGCAUGGGCGCCUCCUCCUCACAGCCCCCAGAGCAGCGGCGCCUCCUCCUCACAGCCCCCCAGAGCAGCUGCGCCUCCUCCUCACAGGCCCCCAGAGCAUGGGCGCCUCCUCCUCACAGCCCCCCAGAGCAUGGGCGCCUCCUCCUCACAGCCCCCCAGAGCAUGGGCGCCUCCUCCUCACAGCCCCCCAGAGCAUGGGCGCCUCCUCCUCACAGCCCCCCAGAGCAGCGGCGCCUCCUCCUCACAGCCCCCCAGAGCAUGGGCGCCUCCUCCUCACAGCCCCCCAGAGCAUGGGCGCCUCCUCCUCACAGCCCCCCAGAGCAUGGGCGCCUCCUCCUCACAGCCCCCCAGAGCAUGGGCGCCUCCUCCUCACAGCCCCCCAGAGCAGCGGCGCCUCCUCCUCACAGCCCCCCAGAGCAUGGGCGCCUCCUCCUCACAGCCCCCAGAGCAGCGGCGCCUCCUCCUCACAGCCCCCCAGAGCAGUGGCGCCUCCUCCUCACAGCCCCCAGAGCAUGGCGCCUCCUCCUCACAGCCCCCCAGAGCAUGGGCGCCUCCUCCUCACAGCCCCCCAGAGCAGCGGCGCCUCCUCCUCACAGCCCCCCAGAGCAGCGGCGCCUCCUCCUCACAGCCCCCCAGAGCAGCGGCGCCUCCUCCUCACAGCCCCCCAGAGCAGCGGCGCCUCCUCCUCACAGCCCCCCAGAGCAGCGGCGCCUCCUCCUCACAGCCCCCAGAGCAUGGGCGCCUCCUCCUCACAGCCCCCCAGAGCAUGGGCGCCUCCUCCUCACAGCCCCCCAGAGCAUGGGCGCCUCCUCCUCACAGCCCCCCAGAGCAGCGGCGCCUCCUCCUCACAGCCCCCCAGAGCAUGGGCGCCUCCUCCUCACAGCCCCCCAGAGCAGCGGCGCCUCCUCCUCACAGCCCCCCAGAGCACGGCGCCUCCUCCUCACAGCCCCCCAGAGCAGCGGCGCCUCCUCCUCACAGCCCCCCAGAGCAGCGGCGCCUCCUCCUCACAGCCCCCCAGAGCAUGGGCGCCUCCUCCUCACAGCCCCCCAGAGCAUGGGCGCCUCCUCCUCACAGCCCCCCAGAGCAGCGGCGCCUCCUCCUCACAGCCCCCCAGAGCAUGGGCGCCUCCUCCUCACAGCCCCCCAGAGCAUGGGCGCCUCCUCCUCACAGCCCCCCAGAGCAGCGGCGCCUCCUCCUCACAACCCCCCAGAGCAUGGGCGCCUCCUCCUCACAGCCCCCCAGAGCAGCGGCGCCUCCUCCUCACAGCCCCCCAGAGCAACGGCGCCUCCUCCUCACAGCCCCCCAGAGCAGCGGCGCCUCCUCCUCACAGCCCCCCAGAGCAUGGGCGCCUCCUCCUCACAGCCCCCCAGAGCAGCGGCGCCUCCUCCUCACAGCCCCCCAGAGCAUGGGCGCCUCCUCCUCACAGCCCCCCAGAGCAUGGGCGCCUCCUCCUCACAGCCCCCCAGAGCAUGGGCGCCUCCUCCUCACAGCCCCCCAGAGCAGCGGCGCCUCCUCCUCACAGCCCCCCAGAGCAUGGGCGCCUCCUCCUCACAGCCCCCCAGAGCAUGGGCGCCUCCUCCUCACAGCCCCCCAGAGCAGCGGCGCCUCCUCCUCACAGCCCCCCAGAGCAGCGGCGCCUCCUCCUCACAGCCCCCCAGAGCAGCGGCGCCUCCUCCUCACAGCCCCCCAGAGCAGCGGCGCCUCCUCCUCACAGCCCCCCAGAGCAGCGGCGCCUCCUCCUCACAGCCCCCCAGAGCAGCGGCGCCUCCUCCUCACAGCCCCCCAGAGCAGCGGCGCCUCCUCCUCACAGCCCCCCAGAGCAUGGGCGCCUCCUCCUCACAGCCCCCCAGAGCAUGGGCGCCUCCUCCUCACAGCCCCCCAGAGCAUGGGCGCCUCCUCCUCACAGCCCCCCAGAGCAGCGGCGCCUCCUCCUCACAGCCCCCCAGAGCAGCGGCGCCUCCUCCUCACAGCCCCCCAGAGCAGCGGCGCCUCCUCCUCACAGCCCCCCAGAGCAGCGGCGCCUCCUCCUCACAGCCCCCCAGAGCAUGGGCGCCUCCUCCUCACAGCCCCCCAGAGCAGCGGCGCCUCCUCCUCACAGCCCCCCAGAGCAGCGGCGCCUCCUCCUCACAGCCCCCCAGAGCAUGGGCGCCUCCUCCUCACAGCCCCCCAGAGCAGCGGCGCCUCCUCCUCACAGCCCCCCAGAGCAUGGGCGCCUCCUCCUCACAGCCCCCCAGAGCAUGGGCGCCUCCUCCUCACAGCCCCCCAGAGCAUGGGCGCCUCCUCCUCACAGCCCCCAGAGCAGCGGCGCCUCCUCCUCACAGCCCCCCAGAGCAGCGGCGCCUCCUCCUCACAGCCCCCAGAGCAUGGGCGCCUCCUCCUCACAGCCCCCCAGAGCAUGGGCGCCUCCUCCUCACAGCCCCCCAGAGCAUGGGCGCCUCCUCCUCACAGCCCCCCAGAGCAUGGGCGCCUCCUCCUCACAGCCCCCCAGAGCAGCGGCGCCUCCUCCUCACAGCCCCCCAGAGCAUGGGCGCCUCCUCCUCACAGCCCCCCAGAGCAUGGGCGCCUCCUCCUCACAGCCCCCCAGAGCAUGGGCGCCUCCUCCUCACAGCCCCCCAGAGCAUGGGCGCCUCCUCCUCACAGCCCCCCAGAGCAGCGGCGCCUCCUCCUCACAGCCCCCCAGAGCAUGGGCGCCUCCUCCUCACAGCCCCCAGAGCAGCGGCGCCUCCUCCUCACAGCCCCCCAGAGCAGCGGCGCCUCCUCCUCACAGCCCCCAGAGCAUGGCGCCUCCUCCUCACAGCCCCCCAGAGCAUGGGCGCCUCCUCCUCACAGCCCCCCAGAGCAGCGGCGCCUCCUCCUCACAGCCCCCCAGAGCAGCGGCGCCUCCUCCUCACAGCCCCCCAGAGCAGCGGCGCCUCCUCCUCACAGCCCCCCAGAGCAGCGGCGCCUCCUCCUCACAGCCCCCCAGAGCAGCGGCGCCUCCUCCUCACAGCCCCCCAGAGCAUGGGCGCCUCCUCCUCACAGCCCCCCAGAGCAUGGGCGCCUCCUCCUCACAGCCCCCCAGAGCAUGGGCGCCUCCUCCUCACAGCCCCCCAGAGCAGCGGCGCCUCCUCCUCACAGCCCCCCAGAGCAUGGGCGCCUCCUCCUCACAGCCCCCCAGAGCAGCGGCGCCUCCUCCUCACAGCCCCCCAGAGCAACGGCGCCUCCUCCUCACAGCCCCCCAGAGCAGCGGCGCCUCCUCCUCACAGCCCCCCAGAGCAGCGGCGCCUCCUCCUCACAGCCCCCCAGAGCAUGGGCGCCUCCUCCUCACAGCCCCCCAGAGCAUGGGCGCCUCCUCCUCACAGCCCCCCAGAGCAGCGGCGCCUCCUCCUCACAGCCCCCCAGAGCAUGGGCGCCUCCUCCUCACAGCCCCCCAGAGCAUGGGCGCCUCCUCCUCACAGCCCCCCAGAGCAGCGGCGCCUCCUCCUCACAGCCCCCCAGAGCAUGGGCGCCUCCUCCUCACAGCCCCCCAGAGCAGCGGCGCCUCCUCCUCACAGCCCCCCAGAGCAGCGGCGCCUCCUCCUCACAGCCCCCCAGAGCAGCGGCGCCUCCUCCUCACAGCCCCCCAGAGCAUGGGCGCCUCCUCCUCACAGCCCCCCAGAGCAGCGGCGCCUCCUCCUCACAGCCCCCCAGAGCAUGGGCGCCUCCUCCUCACAGCCCCCCAGAGCAUGGGCGCCUCCUCCUCACAGCCCCCCAGAGCAUGGGCGCCUCCUCCUCACAGCCCCCCAGAGCAUGGGCGCCUCCUCCUCACAGCCCCCCAGAGCAGCGGCGCCUCCUCCUCACAGCCCCCCAGAGCAUGGGCGCCUCCUCCUCACAGCCCCCCAGAGCAUGGGCGCCUCCUCCUCACAGCCCCCAGAGCAGCGGCGCCUCCUCCUCACAGCCCCCCAGAGCAGCGGCGCCUCCUCCUCACAGCCCCCCAGAGCAGCGGCGCCUCCUCCUCACAGCCCCCCAGAGCAGCGGCGCCUCCUCCUCACAGCCCCCCAGAGCAGCGGCGCCUCCUCCUCACAGCCCCCCAGAGCAGCGGCGCCUCCUCCUCACAGCCCCCCAGAGCAGCGGCGCCUCCUCCUCACAGCCCCCCAGAGCAUGGGCGCCUCCUCCUCACAGCCCCCCAGAGCAGCGGCGCCUCCCCUCACAGCCCCCCAGAGCAGCGGCGCCUCCUCCUCACAGCCCCCAGAGCAUGGGCGCCUCCUCCUCACAGCCCCCCAGAGCAGCGGCGCCUCCUCCUCACAGCCCCCCAGAGCAUGGGCGCCUCCUCCUCACAGCCCCCCAGAGCAUGGGCGCCUCCUCCUCACAGCCCCCCAGAGCAUGGGCGCCUCCUCCUCACAGCCCCCCAGAGCAGCGGCGCCUCCUCCUCACAGCCCCCCAGAGCAGCGGCGCCUCCUCCUCACAGCCCCCCAGAGCAGCGGCGCCUCUCCUCACAGCCCCCAGAGCAUGGGCGCCUCCUCCUCACAGCCCCCCAGAGCAGCGGCGCCUCCUCCUCACAGCCCCCCAGAGCAGCGGCGCCUCCUCCUCACAGCCCCCCAGAGCAGCGGCGCCUCCUCCUCACAGCCCCCCAGAGCAUGGGCGCCUCCUCCUCACAGCCCCCCAGAGCAGCGGCGCCUCCUCCUCACAGCCCCCCAGAGCAUGGGCGCCUCCUCCUCACAGCCCCCAGAGCAGCGGCGCCUCCUCCUCACAGCCCCCCAGAGCAGCGGCGCCUCCUCCUCACAGCCCCCCAGAGCAGCGGCGCCUCCUCCUCACAGCCCCCCAGAGCAGCGGCGCCUCCUCCUCACAGCCCCCCAGAGCAUGGGCGCCUCCUCCUCACAGCCCCCCAGAGCAUGGGCGCCUCCUCCUCACAGCCCCCCAGAGCAUGGGCGCCUCCUCCUCACAGCCCCCCAGAGCAGCGGCGCCUCCUCCUCACAGCCCCCCAGAGCAUGGGCGCCUCCUCCUCACAGCCCCCCAGAGCAGCGGCGCCUCCUCCUCACAGGCCCCCAGAGCAGCGGCGCCUCCUCCUCACAGGCCCCCAGAGCAGCGGCGCCUCCUCCUCACAGCCCCCAGAGCAGCGGCGCCUCCUCCUCACAGCCCCCCAGAGCAUGGGCGCCUCCUCCUCACAGCCCCCCAGAGCAUGGGCGCCUCCUCCUCACAGCCCCCCAGAGCAUGGGCGCCUCCUCCUCACAGCCCCCCAGAGCAGCGGCGCCUCCUCCUCACAGCCCCCCAGAGCAUGGGCGCCUCCUCCUCACAGCCCCCCAGAGCAUGGCGCCUCCUCCUCACAGCCCCCCAGAGCAUGGGCGCCUCCUCCUCACAGCCCCCCAGAGCACGGCGCCUCCUCCUCACAGCCCCCAGAGCAUGGGCGCCUCCUCCUCACAGCCCCCCAGAGCAUGGGCGCCUCCUCCUCACAGCCCCCCAGAGCAUGGGCGCCUCCUCCUCACAGCCCCCCAGAGCAGCGGCGCCUCCUCCUCACAGCCCCCCAGAGCAUGGGCGCCUCCUCCUCACAGCCCCCCAGAGCAGCGGCGCCUCCUCCUCACAGGCCCCCAGAGCAGCGGGCGCCUCCUCCUCACAGCCCCCAGAGCAGCGGCGCCUCCUCCUCACAGCCCCCCAGAGCAGCGGCGCCUCCUCCUCACAGCCCCCCAGAGCAGCGGCGCCUCCUCCUCACAGCCCCCAGAGCAGCGGCGCCUCCUCCUCACAGCCCCCCAGAGCAUGGGCGCCUCCUCCUCACAGCCCCCCAGAGCAUGGGCGCCUCCUCCUCACAGCCCCCAGAGCAGCGGCGCCUCCUCCUCACAGCCCCCCAGAGCAGCGGCGCCUCCUCCUCACAGGCCCCCAGAGCAUGGGCGCCUCCUCCUCACAGCCCCCCAGAGCAUGGGCGCCUCCUCCUCACAGCCCCCCAGAGCAGCGGCGCCUCCUCCUCACAGCCCCCCAGAGCAUGGGCGCCUCCUCCUCACAGCCCCCCAGAGCAGCGGCGCCUCCUCCUCACAGCCCCCAGAGCAGCGGCGCCUCCUCCUCACAGGCCCCCAGAGCAGCGGCGCCUCCUCCUCACAGCCCCCAGAGCAGCGGCGCCUCCUCCUCACAGCCCCCCAGAGCAGCGGCGCCUCCUCCUCACAGCCCCCAGAGCAGCGGCGCCUCCUCCUCACAGCCCCCCAGAGCAUGGGCGCCUCCUCCUCACAGCCCCCCAGAGCAUGGGCGCCUCCUCCUCACAGCCCCCAGAGCAGCGGCGCCUCCUCCUCACAGCCCCCCAGAGCAGCGGCGCCUCCUCCUCACAGCCCCCAGAGCAUGGGCGCCUCCUCCUCACAGCCCCCCAGAGCAUGGGCGCCUCCUCCUCACAGCCCCCCAGAGCAUGGGCGCCUCCUCCUCACAGCCCCCCAGAGCAUGGGCGCCUCCUCCUCACAGCCCCCCAGAGCAGCGGCGCCUCCUCCUCACAGCCCCCCAGAGCAUGGGCGCCUCCUCCUCACAGCCCCCCAGAGCAUGGGCGCCUCCUCCUCACAGCCCCCCAGAGCAUGGGCGCCUCCUCCUCACAGCCCCCCAGAGCAUGGGCGCCUCCUCCUCACAGCCCCCCAGAGCAGCGGCGCCUCCUCCUCACAGCCCCCCAGAGCAUGGGCGCCUCCUCCUCACAGCCCCCAGAGCAGCGGCGCCUCCUCCUCACAGCCCCCCAGAGCAGUGGCGCCUCCUCCUCACAGCCCCCCAGAGCAGGGCGCCUCCUCCUCACAGCCCCCCAGAGCAUGGGCGCCUCCUCCUCACAGCCCCCCAGAGCAGCGGCGCCUCCUCCUCACAGCCCCCCAGAGCAUGGGCGCCUCCUCCUCACAGCCCCCCAGAGCAGCGGCGCCUCCUCCUCACAGCCCCCCAGAGCAUGGGCGCCUCCUCCUCACAGCCCCCCAGAGCAUGGGCGCCUCCUCCUCACAGCCCCCCAGAGCAUGGGCGCCUCCUCCUCACAGCCCCCCAGAGCAUGGGCGCCUCCUCCUCACAGCCCCCCAGAGCAUGGGCGCCUCCUCCUCACAGCCCCCCAGAGCAUGGGCGCCUCCUCCUCACAGCCCCCCAGAGCAUGGGCGCCUCCUCCUCACAGCCCCCCAGAGCAUCGGCGCCUCCUCCUCACAGCCCCCCAGAGCAGCGGCGCCUCCUCCUCACAGCCCCCCAGAGCAUGGGCGCCUCCUCCUCACAGCCCCCCAGAGCAGCGGCGCCUCCUCCUCACAGCCCCCCAGAGCAUGGGCGCCUCCUCCUCACAGCCCCCCAGAGCAUGGGCGCCUCCUCCUCACAGCCCCCCAGAGCAUGGGCGCCUCCUCCUCACAGCCCCCCAGAGCAUGGGCGCCUCCUCCUCACAGCCCCCCAGAGCAGCGGCGCCUCCUCCUCACAGCCCCCCAGAGCAGCGGCGCCUCCUCCUCACAGCCCCCCAGAGCAGCGGCGCCUCCUCCUCACAGCCCCCCAGAGCAGCGGCGCCUCCUCCUCACAGCCCCCCAGAGCAGCGGCGCCUCCUCCUCACAGCCCCCCAGAGCAGCGGCGCCUCCUCCUCACAGCCCCCCAGAGCAUGGGCGCCUCCUCCUCACAGCCCCCCAGAGCAUGGGCGCCUCCUCCUCACAGCCCCCCAGAGCAUGGGCGCCUCCUCCUCACAGCCCCCCAGAGCAUGGGCGCCUCCUCCUCACAGCCCCCCAGAGCAGCGGCGCCUCCUCCUCACAGCCCCCCAGAGCAUGGGCGCCUCCUCCUCACAGCCCCCCAGAGCAUGGGCGCCUCCUCCUCACAGCCCCCCAGAGCAUGGGCGCCUCCUCCUCACAGCCCCCCAGAGCAUGGGCGCCUCCUCCUCACAGCCCCCCAGAGCAUGGGCGCCUCCUCCUCACAGCCCCCCAGAGCAGUGGCGCCUCCUCCUCACAGCCCCCCAGAGCAUGGGCGCCUCCUCCUCACAGCCCCCCAGAGCAUGGGCGCCUCCUCCUCACAGCCCCCCAGAGCAUGGGGCUCCUCCUCACAGCCCCCCAGAGCAGCGGCGCCUCCUCCUCACAGCCCCCCAGAGCAUGGGCGCCUCCUCCUCACAGCCCCCCAGAGCAGGGCGCCUCCUCCUCACAGCCCCCCAGAGCAUGGGCGCCUCCUCCUCACAGCCCCCCAGAGCAUGGGCGCCUCCUCCUCACAGCCCCCCAGAGCAUGGGCGCCUCCUCCUCACAGCCCCCCAGAGCAUGGGCGCCUCCUCCUCACAGCCCCCAGAGCAUGGGCGCCUCCUCCUCACAGCCCCCCAGAGCAGCGGCGCCUCCUCCUCACAGCCCCCCAGAGCAGCGGCGCCUCCUCCUCACAGCCCCCCAGAGCAGCGGCGCCUCCUCCUCACAGCCCCCCAGAGCAGCGGCGCCUCCUCCUCACAGCCCCCCAGAGCAGCGGCGCCUCCUCCUCACAGCCCCCCAGAGCAGCGGCGCCUCCUCCUCACAGCCCCCCAGAGCAUGGGCGCCUCCUCCUCACAGCCCCCCAGAGCAUGGGCGCCUCCUCCUCACAGCCCCCCAGAGCAUGGGCGCCUCCUCCUCACAGCCCCCCAGAGCAUGGCGCCUCCUCCUCACAGCCCCCCAGAGCAGCGGCGCCUCCUCCUCACAGCCCCCCAGAGCAGCGGCGCCUCCUCCUCACAGCCCCCCAGAGCAUGGGCGCCUCCUCCUCACAGCCCCCAGAGCAUGGCGCCUCCUCCUCACAGCCCCCCAGAGCAUGGGCGCCUCCUCCUCACAGCCCCCCAGAGCAGCGGCGCCUCCUCCUCACAGCCCCCCAGAGCAGCGGCGCCUCCUCCUCACAGCCCCCCAGAGCAUGGGCGCCUCCUCCUCACAGCCCCCCAGAGCAGCGGCGCCUCCUCCUCACAGCCCCCAGAGCAUGGGCGCCUCCUCCUCACAGCCCCCCAGAGCAGCGGCGCCUCCUCCUCACAGCCCCCCAGAGCAUGGGCGCCUCCUCCUCACAGCCCCCCAGAGCAUGGGCGCCUCCUCCUCACAGCCCCCCAGAGCAUGGGCGCCUCCUCCUCACAGCCCCCCAGAGCAUGGGCGCCUCCUCCUCACAGCCCCCCAGAGCAUGGGCGCCUCCUCCUCACAGCCCCCCAGAGCAUGGGCGCCUCCUCCUCACAGCCCCCAGAGCAUGGGCGCCUCCUCCUCACAGCCCCCCAGAGCAUGGGCGCCUCCUCCUCACAGCCCCCCAGAGCAUGGGCGCCUCCUCCUCACAGCCCCCCAGAGCAUGGGCGCCUCCUCCUCACAGCCCCCCAGAGCAUGGGCGCCUCCUCCUCACAGCCCCCCAGAGCAUGGGCGCCUCCUCCUCACAGCCCCCCAGAGCAUGGGCGCCUCCUCCUCACAGCCCCCCAGAGCAGCGGCGCCUCCUCCUCACAGCCCCCCAGAGCAUGGGCGCCUCCUCCUCACAGCCCCCCAGAGCAUGGGCGCCUCCUCCUCACAGCCCCCCAGAGCAUGGGCGCCUCCUCCUCACAGCCCCCCAGAGCAUGGGCGCCUCCUCCUCACAGCCCCCCAGAGCAGCGGCGCCUCCUCCUCACAGCCCCCCAGAGCAGCGGCGCCUCCUCCUCACAGCCCCCAGAGCAUGGGCGCCUCCUCCUCACAGCCCCCCAGAGCAUGGGCGCCUCCUCCUCACAGCCCCCCAGAGCAUGGGCGCCUCCUCCUCACAGCCCCCCAGAGCAUGGGCGCCUCCUCCUCACAGCCCCCCAGAGCAUGGGCGCCUCCUCCUCACAGCCCCCCAGAGCAUGGGCGCCUCCUCCUCACAGCCCCCCAGAGCAGCGGCGCCUCCUCCUCACAGCCCCCCAGAGCAGCGGCGCCUCCUCCUCACAGCCCCCCAGAGCAUGGGCGCCUCCUCCUCACAGCCCCCCAGAGCAUGGGCGCCUCCUCCUCACAGCCCCCCAGAGCAUGGGCGCCUCCUCCUCACAGCCCCCCAGAGCAGCGGCGCCUCCUCCUCACAGCCCCCCAGAGCAUGGGCGCCUCCUCCUCACAGCCCCCCAGAGCAUGGGCGCCUCCUCCUCACAGCCCCCCAGAGCAUGGGCGCCUCCUCCUCACAGCCCCCCAGAGCAUGGGCGCCUCCUCCUCACAGCCCCCCAGAGCAUGGGCGCCUCCUCCUCACAGCCCCCCAGAGCAUGGGCGCCUCCUCCUCACAGCCCCCCAGAGCAUGGGCGCCUCCUCCUCACAGCCCCCAGAGCAGCGGCGCCUCCUCCUCACAGCCCCCCAGAGCAUGGGCGCCUCCUCCUCACAGCCCCCCAGAGCAUGGGCGCCUCCUCCUCACAGCCCCCCAGAGCAUGGGCGCCUCCUCCUCACAGCCCCCCAGAGCAUGGGCGCCUCCUCCUCACAGCCCCCCAGAGCAUGGGCGCCUCCUCCUCACAGCCCCCAGAGCAGCGGCGCCUCCUCCUCACAGCCCCCCAGAGCAUGGGCGCCUCCUCCUCACAGCCCCCCAGAGCAUGGGCGCCUCCUCCUCACAGCCCCCCAGAGCAGCGGCGCCUCCUCCUCACAGCCCCCAGAGCAUGGGCGCCUCCUCCUCACAGCCCCCCAGAGCAGCGGCGCCUCCUCCUCACAGCCCCCAGAGCAUGGGCGCCUCCUCCUCACAGCCCCCCAGAGCAGCGGCGCCUCCUCCUCACAGCCCCCCAGAGCAGCGGCGCCUCCUCCUCACAGCCCCCAGAGCAUGGGCGCCUCCUCCUCACAGCCCCCCAGAGCAUGGGCGCCUCCUCCUCACAGCCCCCCAGAGCAUGGGCGCCUCCUCCUCACAGCCCCCCAGAGCAUGGGCGCCUCCUCCUCACAGCCCCCCAGAGCAUGGGCGCCUCCUCCUCACAGCCCCCCAGAGCAUGGGCGCCUCCUCCUCACAGCCCCCCAGAGCAUGGGCGCCUCCUCCUCACAGCCCCCCAGAGCAGCGGCGCCUCCUCCUCACAGCCCCCCAGAGCAUGGGCGCCUCCUCCUCACAGCCCCCCAGAGCAGCGGCGCCUCCUCCUCACAGCCCCCCAGAGCAGCGGCGCCUCCUCCUCACAGCCCCCCAGAGCAUGGGCGCCUCCUCCUCACAGCCCCCCAGAGCAUGGGCGCCUCCUCCUCACAGCCCCCCAGAGCAUGGGCGCCUCCUCCUCACAGCCCCCCAGAGCAUGGGCGCCUCCUCCUCACAGCCCCCCAGAGCAGCGGCGCCUCCUCCUCACAGCCCCCCAGAGCAUGGGCGCCUCCUCCUCACAGCCCCCCAGAGCAUGGGCGCCUCCUCCUCACAGCCCCCCAGAGCAUGGGCGCCUCCUCCUCACAGCCCCCCAGAGCAGCGGCGCCUCCUCCUCACAGCCCCCCAGAGCAGCGGCGCCUCCUCCUCACAGCCCCCCAGAGCAUGGGCGCCUCCUCCUCACAGCCCCCCAGAGCAGCGGCGCCUCCUCCUCACAGCCCCCCAGAGCAUGGGCGCCUCCUCCUCACAGCCCCCCAGAGCAUGGGCGCCUCCUCCUCACAGCCCCCCAGAGCAUGGGCGCCUCCUCCUCACAGCCCCCCAGAGCAUGGGCGCCUCCUCCUCACAGCCCCCCAGAGCAUGGGCGCCUCCUCCUCACAGCCCCCCAGAGCAUGGGCGCCUCCUCCUCACAGCCCCCCAGAGCAUGGGCGCCUCCUCCUCACAGCCCCCCAGAGCAGCGGCGCCUCCUCCUCACAGCCCCCCAGAGCAGCGGCGCCUCCUCCUCACAGCCCCCCAGAGCAUGGGCGCCUCCUCCUCACAGCCCCCCAGAGCAUGGGCGCCUCCUCCUCACAGCCCCCCAGAGCAUGGGCGCCUCCUCCUCACAGCCCCCCAGAGCAUGGGCGCCUCCUCCUCACAGCCCCCCAGAGCAUGGGCGCCUCCUCCUCACAGCCCCCCAGAGCAUGGGCGCCUCCUCCUCACAGCCCCCCAGAGCAUGGGCGCCUCCUCCUCACAGCCCCCCAGAGCAUGGGCGCCUCCUCCUCACAGCCCCCCAGAGCAUGGGCGCCUCCUCCUCACAGCCCCCCAGAGCAGCGGCGCCUCCUCCUCACAGCCCCCCAGAGCAUGGGCGCCUCCUCCUCACAGCCCCCCAGAGCAUGGGCGCCUCCUCCUCACAGCCCCCCAGAGCAUGGGCGCCUCCUCCUCACAGCCCCCCAGAGCAUGGGCGCCUCCUCCUCACAGCCCCCCAGAGCAGCGGCGCCUCCUCCUCACAGCCCCCCAGAGCAUGGGCGCCUCCUCCUCACAGCCCCCCAGAGCAUGGGCGCCUCCUCCUCACAGCCCCCAGAGCAGCGGCGCCUCCUCCUCACAGCCCCCCAGAGCAUGGGCGCCUCCUCCUCACAGCCCCCCAGAGCAUGGGCGCCUCCUCCUCACAGCCCCCCAGAGCAGCGGCGCCUCCUCCUCACAGCCCCCCAGAGCAGCGGCGCCUCCUCCUCACAGCCCCCAGAGCAGCGGCGCCUCCUCCUCACAGCCCCCAGAGCAGCGGCGCCUCCUCCUCACAGCCCCCCAGAGCAUGGGCGCCUCCUCCUCACAGCCCCCAGAGCAGCGGCGCCUCCUCCUCACAGCCCCCCAGAGCAGCGGCGCCUCCUCCUCACAGCCCCCCAGAGCAGCGGCGCCUCCUCCUCACAGCCCCCCAGAGCAUGGGCGCCUCCUCCUCACAGCCCCCAGAGCAGCGGCGCCUCCUCCUCACAGCCCCCCAGAGCAGCGGCGCCUCCUCCUCACAGCCCCCAGAGCAUGGGCGCCUCCUCCUCACAGCCCCCCAGAGCAUGGGCGCCUCCUCCUCACAGCCCCCCAGAGCAUGGGCGCCUCCUCCUCACAGCCCCCCAGAGCAUGGGCGCCUCCUCCUCACAGCCCCCCAGAGCAUGGGCGCCUCCUCCUCACAGCCCCCCAGAGCAGCGGCGCCUCCUCCUCACAGCCCCCCAGAGCAGCGGCGCCUCCUCCUCACAGCCCCCCAGAGCAUGGGCGCCUCCUCCUCACAGCCCCCCAGAGCAUGGGCGCCUCCUCCUCACAGCCCCCCAGAGCAUGGGCGCCUCCUCCUCACAGCCCCCCAGAGCAUGGGCGCCUCCUCCUCACAGCCCCCCAGAGCAUGGGCGCCUCCUCCUCACAGCCCCCCAGAGCAGCGGCGCCUCCUCCUCACAGCCCCCCAGAGCAGCGGCGCCUCCUCCUCACAGCCCCCCAGAGCAGCGGCGCCUCCUCCUCACAGCCCCCCAGAGCAUGGGCGCCUCCUCCUCACAGCCCCCAGAGCAUGGGCGCCUCCUCCUCACAGCCCCCCAGAGCAUGGGCGCCUCCUCCUCACAGCCCCCCAGAGCAUGGGCGCCUCCUCCUCACAGCCCCCCAGAGCAGCGGCGCCUCCUCACAGCCCCCCAGAGCAGCGGCGCCUCCUCCUCACAGCCCCCCAGAGCAUGGGCGCCUCCUCCUCACAGCCCCCCAGAGCAUGGGCGCCUCCUCCUCACAGCCCCCCAGAGCAGCGGCGCCUCCUCCUCACAGCCCCCAGAGCAUGGGCGCCUCCUCCUCACAGCCCCCCAGAGCAUGGGCGCCUCCUCCUCACAGCCCCCCAGAGCAUGGGCGCCUCCUCCUCACAGCCCCCCAGAGCAUGGGCGCCUCCUCCUCACAGCCCCCAGAGCAUGGGCGCCUCCUCCUCACAGCCCCCCAGAGCAUGGGCGCCUCCUCCUCACAGCCCCCCAGAGCAUGGCGCCUCCUCCUCACAGCCCCCAGAGCAGCGGCGCCUCCUCCUCACAGCCCCCCAGAGCGGCGCGCCUCCUCCUCACAGCCCCCCAGAGCAUGGGCGCCUCCUCCUCACAGCCCCCCAGAGCAGGGCGCCUCCUCCUCACAGCCCCCCAGAGCAUGGGCGCCUCCUCCUCACAGCCCCCCAGAGCAUCGGCGCCUCCUCCUCACAGCCCCCAGAGCAGCGGCGCCUCCUCCUCACAGCCCCCCAGAGCAGCGGCGCCUCCUCCUCACAGCCCCCCAGAGCAUGGGCGCCUCCUCCUCACAGCCCCCCAGAGCAUGGGCGCCUCCUCCUCACAGCCCCCAGAGCAGCGGCGCCUCCUCCUCACAGCCCCCCAGAGCAGCGGCGCCUCCUCCUCACAGCCCCCCAGAGCAGCGGCGCCUCCUCCUCACAGCCCCCCAGAGCAGGGCGCCUCCUCCUCACAGCCCCCCAGAGCAUGGGCGCCUCCUCCUCACAGCCCCCCAGAGCAGCGGCGCCUCCUCCUCACAGCCCCCCAGAGCAUGGGCGCCUCCUCCUCACAGCCCCCCAGAGCAGCGGCGCCUCCUCCUCACAGCCCCCCAGAGCAUGGGCGCCUCCUCCUCACAGCCCCCCAGAGCAGCGGCGCCUCCUCCUCACAGCCCCCCAGAGCAGCGGCGCCUCCUCCUCACAGCCCCCCAGAGCAGCGGCGCCUCCUCCUCACAGCCCCCCAGAGCAGCGGCGCCUCCUCCUCACAGCCCCCCAGAGCAUGGGCGCCUCCUCCUCACAGCCCCCCAGAGCAUGGGCGCCUCCUCCUCACAGCCCCCAGAGCAGCGGCGCCUCCUCCUCACAGUCCCCCAGAGCAGCGCCCCCCAGAAGCAGCGGGCGCCUCUCCUCACAGCCCCCCCCAGAGCAGCAGCGCCUCCUCCCAGAGCAUGGGCGCCUCCUCCUCACAGCCCCCCCAGAGCAUGGGCGCCUCCUCCUCACAGCCCCCCCAGAGCAUGGGCGCCUCCUCCUCACAGCCCCCCAGAGCAUGGGCGCCUCCUCCUCACAGCCCCCCAGAGCAUGGCGCCUCCUCCUCAAAAGCCCCCAGAGCAGCGGCGCCACUACUCCUCACAGCCCCCCAGAGCAGCGGCGCCUCCUCUCACAGCCCCCCCCAGAGCAUGGGCGCCUCCUCGUCACAGUCCCCCAGAGCAUGGGCGCCUCCUCCUCACAGCCUCCCAGAGCAUGGGCGCCUCCUCCUCACAUCCCCCCAGAGCAGGGCGCCUCCUCCUCACAGCCCGCUCAGAGCACCGGGCUCCUCCUCCUCCACUAGCCCCCCACAGAGCAGUGCGCCUCCUCCUCACAGCCCCCCAGAGCAGCGGCGCCUCCUCCUCACAGCCCCCCAGAGCAGCGGCGCCUCCUCCUCACAGCCCCCCAGAGCAUGGGCGCCUCCUCCUCACAGCCCUCCAGAGCAUGGGCGCCUCCUCUUCACAGCCCCCCAGAGCAUGUUCGCCUCCUCCUCACAGCCCCCCAGAGCAUGGGCGCCUCCUCCUCACAGCCCCCCAGAGCAGCAGCGCCUCCUCCUCACAGCCCCCAAGAGCAUGGGCUGCACUCCUCCUCACAGCCCCCAGAGCAGCGGCGCUCCUCCUCACAGCCCCCCAGAAGCAGCGGCGCCUCCUCCUCACAGCCCCCCAAAGCAGCGGCACCUCCUCCUCACAGCCACCCCAGAGCAUGGGCGCCUCUUCCUCACAGCCCCCCAGAGCAGCGGCGCCUCCUCCUCACAGCCCCCCAGAGCAGCGGCGCCUCCUUCGCACAGCCCCCCAGAGCAGCGGAGCCUCCUCCUCACAGCCCCCCAGAGCAAGGGCGCCUCCUCCUCACAGCCCCCCAGAGCAUGGGCGCCUCCUCCUCACGGCCCCCCAGAGCAGCGGCGCCUCCUCCUCACAGCCCCCCAGAGCAUGGGCGCCUCCUCCUCACAGCCCCCCAGAGAACCAGCGCCUCCUCCUCACAGCCCCCCAGAGCAUGGGCGCCUCCUCCUCACAGCCCCCCAGAGCAGCGGCGCCUCCUCCUCACAGCCCCCCAGAGCAGCGGAGCCUUCUCCUCACAGCCCCCCAGAGCAGCGGCGACUCCUCCUCACGGCCCCCCAGAGCACCAGCGCCUCCUCCUCACAGCCCCCCAGAGCAUGGGCGCCUCCUCCUCACAGCACCCCAGAGCAUGGGCGCCUCCUCCUCACAGCCCCCAGACGCAUGGCCCUCCUCAUACACAGCCCCCAGAGCAUGGGCGCCUCCUCCUCACAGCCCCCCAGAGCAGCAAGCAGCGGCGCCUCCUCCUCACAGCCCCCCAGAGCAUGGGCGGCCUCCUCCUCACAGCCCCCCAGAGCAUGGCGCCUCCUCCUCACAGCCCCCCAGAGCAUGGGCGCCUCCUCCUCACAGCCCCCUCAGAGCAUGGGCGCCUCCUCCUCACAGCCCCCAGAGCAGCGGCGCCUCCUCCUCACAGCCCCCCCAGAGAAUGGGCGCCUCCUCCUCACAGCCCCCCCAGAGCAUGGGCGCCUCCUCCUCACAGCCCCCCAGAGCAUGUUCCGCCUCCUCCUCACAGCCCCCCCAGAGCAUGGGCGCCCUCCUCCUCCACAGCCCCCCAGAGCAGCGGCGCCUCCUCCUCCACAGCCCCCAGAGCAGCGGCGCCUCCUCCUCACAGCCCCCCAGAGCAGCGGCUCCUCCUCCUCACAGCCCCCCAGAGCAUGGGCGCCUCCUCCUCACAGCCCCCCAGAGCAUGGGCGCCUCCUCCUCACAGCCCCCCAGAGCAUGGGCGCCUCCUCCUCACAGCCCCCCAGAGCAUGGGCGCCUCCUCCUCACAGCCCCCCAGAGCAUGGGCGCCUCUCCUCACAGCCCCCCAGAGCAGCGGCGCCUCCUCCUCACAGCCCCCCAGAGCAGCAGCGCCUCCUCCUCACAGCCACCCAGAGCAUGGGCGCCUCCUCCUCACAGCCCCCCAGAGCAUGGGCGUCUCCUCCUCACAGCCCCCCAGAGCAUGUGCGCCUCCUCCUCACAGCCCCCCAGAGCAUGGGCGCCUCCUCCUCACAGCCCCCCAGAGCAUGGGCGCCUCCUCCUCACAGCCCCCCACACAUGGCGCCUCCUCCUCACAGCUACCGCUCAGAGCAUGGGGCGCCUCCUCCUCACAGCCCCCCAGAGCAUGCGGCGCCUCCUCCUCACAGCCCCCCAGAGCAUGGGCGCCUCCUCCUCACAGCCCCCCAGAGCAUGGGCGCCUCCUCCUCACAGCCCCCCAGAGCAGCGGCGCCUCCUCCUCACAGCCCCCCAGAGCAUGGGCGCCUCCUCCUCACAGCCCCCCAGAGCAGCGGCGCCUCCUCCUCACAGCCCCCCAGAGCAGCGGCGCCUCCUCCUCACAGCCCCCCAGAGCAUGGGCGCCUCCUCCUCACAGCCCCCCAGAGCAUGGGCGCCUCCUCCUCACAGCCCCCCAGAGCAUGGGCGCCUCCUCCUCACAGCCCCCCAGAGCAUGGGCGCCUCCUCCUCACAGCCCCCCAGAGCAUGGGCGCCUCCUCCUCACAGCCCCCAGAGCAUGGGCGCCUCCUCCUCACAGCCCCCCAGAGCAGCGGCGCCUCCUCCUCACAGCCCCCCAGAGCAUGGGCGCCUCCUCCUCACAGCCCCCCAGAGCAUGGGCGCCUCCUCCUCACAGCCCCCCAGAGCAUGGGCGCCUCCUCCUCACAGCCCCCUAGAGCAUGGCCGCCUCCUCCUCACAGCCCCGUCAGAGGCCAGCGGCGCCUCCUCCUCACAGCCCCCCAGAGCAUGGGCGGCCUCCUCCUCACAGCCCACCCAGAGCAUGGGCGACCUCCUCCUCACAGCCUCCCAGAGCAUGGGCGCCUCCUACCUCACAGCCCCCAGAGCAUGAGGCGCCUCCUCGUCACAGCCCCCCAGAGCAUGGGCGCCUCCUCCUCACAGCCCCCCAGAGCAUGGCGCCUCCUCCUCACAGCCCCCCAGAGCAUGGGCGACUCCUCCUCACAGCCCCCCAGAGCGUGGGCGCCCUCCUCUCACAGCCACCCCAGAGCCAUGGCGCCUCCUCCUCACAGCCCCCCGAGCAGCGGCGCCUCCUCCUCACAGCCCCCCAGAGCAUGGGCGCCUCAUCCUCACAGCCCCCCAGAGCAUGAGCGCCUCCUCCCUCACAGCCCACCAGAGCAGCGGCGCCCUCCAUCCUCACAGCCCCCCAGAGCAUGGGCGCCUCCUCCUCACAGCCCCCCAGAGCAUGGGCGCCUCCUCCUCACAGCCCCCCAGAGCAUGGGCGCCUCCUCCUCACAGCCCCCCAGAGCAUGGGCGCCUCCUCCUCACAGCCCCCUAGAGCAGCGGCGCCUCCUCCUCACAGCCCCCCAGAGCAUGGGCGCCUCCUCCUCACAGCCCCCCAGAGCAUGGGCGCCUCCUCCUCACAGCCCCCCAGAGCAGCGGCGCCUCCUCCUCACAGCCCCCCAGAGCAUGGGCGCCUCCUCCUCACCGCCCCAUAGCAUGCCCCUCCUCACAGCCGCCCCAGAGCAUGGGCGCCUCCUCCUCACAUCCCCCCAGAGCAUGGGCGCCUCCUCCUCACAGCCCCCCAGAGCAUGGGCGCCUCCUCCUCACAGCCCCCCAGAGCAGCGGCGCCUCCUCCUCUUAGUCCCCAGAGCAGCAGCGCCUCCUCCUCACAGCCCCCCAGAGCAGCGGCGCCUCCUCCUUACAGCCCCCAGAGCAGCGGCGCCUCCUCCUCACAGGCCCCCCAGAGCAGCGGCGCCUCCUCCUCACAGCCCCCCAGAGCAUGGGCGCCUCCUCCUCACAGCCCCCAGAGCAGCGGCGCCUCCUCCUCACAGCCCCCCAGGAGCAGCGGCGCCUCAUCCUCACAGGCCCCCAGAGCAUUGGAGCCUCCUCCUCACAGCCCCCCAGAGCAUGGGCGCCUCCUCCUCACAGCCCCCCAGAGCAUGGGCGCCUCCUCCUCACAGCCCCCCAGGAGCAUGGGCGCCUCCUCCUCACAGCCCCCCAGAGCAUGGCCGCCUCCUCCUCACAGCCCCCCAGAAGCAGCGGCGCCUCCUCCUCACAGCCCCCCAGAGCAGCGGCGCCUCCUUCUCACAGCCCCCCCAGAGCAUGGGCGCCUCCUCCUCACAGCCCCCCAGAGCAUGGGCGCCUCCUCCUCACAGCCUCCCAGAGCAUGGGCGCCUCCUCCUCACAGCCCCCCAGAGCAUGGGAGCCUCCUCCUCACAGCCCCCCAGAGCAGCGGCGCCUCCUCCUCACAGCCCCCCAGAGCAGCAGCGCCUCCUCCUCACAGCCCCCCAGAGCAUGGGCGCCUCCUCCCCACAGCCCCCCAAGCAAUGGGCGCCUCCUCCUCACAGCCCCCCAGAGCAGCAGCGCCUCCUCCUCGCAGCCCCCAGAGCAUGGGCGCCUCCUCCUCACAGCCCCCCAGAGCAGCGGCGCCUCCUCCUCACAGCCCCCCAGAGCAUGGGCGCCUCCUCCUCACAGCCCCCCAGAGCAUGGGCGCCUCCUCCUCACAGCCCCCAGAGCAGCGGCGCCUCCUCCUCACAGCCCCCAGAGCAGCGGCGCCCUCCUCACAGGCCCCCCAGAGCAUGGGAGCCUCCUCCUCACAGCCCCCAGAGCAUGGCGCCUCCUCCUCACAGCCCCCCAGAGCAUGGGCGCCUCCUCCUCACAGCCCCCCAGAGCAUGGGCGCCUCCUCCUCACAGCCCCCCCAGAGCAUGGCCGCCUCCUCCUCACAGCCCCCCAGAGCAGCGGCGCCUCCUCCUCACAGCCCCCCAGAGCAGCGGCGCCUCCUCCUCACAGCCCCCCAGAGCAUGGGCGCCUCCUCCUCACAGCCCCCCAGAGCAUGGGCGCCUCCUCCUCACAGCCCCCCAGAGCAUGGGCGCCUCCUCCUCACAGCCCCCCAGAGCAUGGGCGCCUCCUCCUCACAGCCCCCCAGAGCAGCGGCGCCUCCUCCUCACAGCCCCCCAGAGCAGCGGCGCCUCCUCCUCACAGCCCCCCAGAGCAUGGGCGCCUCCUCCUCACAGCCCCCCAGAGCAUGGGCGCCUCCUCCUCACAGCCCCCCAGAGCAGCGGCGCCUCCUCCUCACAGCCCCCCAGAGCAUGGGCGCCUCCUCCUCACAGCCCCCCAGAGCAGCGGCGCCUCCUCCUCACAGCCCCCCAGAGCAUGGGCGCCUCCUCCUCACAGCCCCCCAGAGCAUGGGCGCCUCCUCCUCACAGCCCCCCAGAGCAUGGGCGCCUCCUCCUCACAGCCCCCCAGAGCAUGGGCGCCUCCUCCUCACAGCCCCCCAGAGCAUGGGCGCCUCCUCCUCACAGCCCCCCAGAGCAGCGGCGCCUCCUCCUCACAGCCCCCAGAGCGCGGCGCCUCCUUCCUCACAGCCCCCCCAGAGCAUGGGCGCCUCCUCCUCACAAGCAGCGGCGCCUCCUCCUCACAGCCCCCCAGAGCAGGGCGCCUCCUCCUCACAGCCCCCCAGAGCAUGGGCGCCUCCUCCUCACAGCCCCCCAGAGCAUGGGCGCCUCCUCCUCACAGCCCCCCAGAGCAUGGGCGCCUCCUCCUCACAGCCCCCCAGAGCAUGGGCGCCUCCUCCUCACAGCCCCCCAGAGCAGCGGCGCCUCCUCCUCACAGCCCCCCAGAGCAUGCGGCGCCUCCUCCUCACAGGCCCCCAGAGCAUGGGCGCCUCCUCCUCACAGCCCCCCCAGAGCAUGGGCGCCUCCUCCUCACAGCCCCCCAGAGCAUGGCGCCUCCUCCUCAUAGCCCCCCAGAGCAUGGGCGCCUCCUCCUCACAGCCCCCCCAGAGCAUGGCCGCCUCCUCCUCACAGCCCCCCAGAGCAGCGGCGCCUCCUCCUCACAGCCCCCCAGAGCAGCGGCGCCUCCUUCUCACAGCCCCCCCAGAGCAUGGGCGCCUCCUCCUCACAGCCUCCCAGAGCAUGGGCGCCUCCUCCUCACAGCCCCCCAGAGCAUGGGCGCCUCCUCCUCACAGCCCCCCAGAGCAUGGGCGCCUCCUCCUCACAGCCCCCCAGAGCAUGGGCGGCCUCCUCCUCACAUCCCCCCAGAGCAUGGGCGCCUCCUCCUCACAGCCCCCCAGAGCAUGGGCGCCUCCUCCUCACAGCCCCCCAGAGCAGCGGCGCCUCCUCCUCACUAGUCCCCCAGAGCAGCAGCGCCUCCUCCUCACAGCCCCCCAGAGCAGCGGCGCCUCCUCCUUACAGCCCCCAGAGCAGCGGCGCCUCCUCCUCACAGCCCCCCAGAGCAGCGGCGCCUCCUCCUCACAGCCCCCCAGAGCAUGGGCGCCUCCUCCUCACAGCCCCCAGAGCAGCGGCGCCUCCUCCUCACAGCCCCCCAGAGCAGCGGCGCCUCCUCCUCACAGGCCCCCAGAGCAUGGGAGCCUCCUCCUCACAGCCCCCCAGAGCAUGGGCGCCUCCUCCUCACAGCCCCCAAGAGCAUGGGCGCCUCCUCCUCACAGCCCCCCAGAGCAUGGGCGCCUCCUCCUCACAGCCCCCCAGAGCAUGGCAGCCUCCUCCUCACAGCCCCCCAGAGCAGCGGCGCCUCCUCCUCACAGCCCCCCACAGCAUGGGCGCCUCCUCCUCACAGCCCCCAGAGCAUGGGCGCCUCCUCCUCACAGCCCCCUAGAGCAGCGGCGCCUCCUCCUCACAGCCUCCAGAGCAUGGGCGCCUCCUCCUCAAAGCCCCCACAGAGCAUGGGAGCCUCCUCCUCACAGCCCCCCAGAGCGCGGCGCCUCCUCCUCCACAGCCCCCCAGAGCAGCGGCGCCCUCCUCCUCACAGCCCCCCAGAGCAUGGGGCGCCUCCUCCCCACAGCCCCCCAGAGUCUGGGCGCCCUCCUCCUCACAGCCCCCCAGAGCAAGCAGCGCCUCCUCCUCGCAGCCCCCCAGAGCAUGGGCGCCUCCUCCUCACAGCCCCCCAGAGGCAGCGGCGCCUCCUCCUCACAGCCCCCCAGAGCAUGGGCGCCUCCUCCUCACAGCCCCCCAGAGCAUGGGCGCCCUCCUCCUCACAGCCUCCCAGAGCACCAGCGCCUCCUCCUCACAGCCCCCCAGAGCAUGGGCGCCCUCCUCCUCACAGCCCCCCAGAGCAGCGGAGCCUCCUCCUCACAGCCCCCCAGAGCAUGGGCGCCUCCUACUCACCAGCCCCCCAGAGCAUGGGCGCCUCCUCUCACAGCCCCCCAGAGCAUGGGCGCCUCCUCCUCACAGCCCCCCCAGAGCAUGGGCGCCUCCUCCUCACAGCCCCCCAGAGCAUGGGCGCCUCCUCCUCACAGCCCCCCAGAGCAUGGGCGCCUCCUCCUCACAGCCGCCCAGAGCAUGGGCGCCUCCUCCUCACAGCCCCCCAGAGCAUGGGCGCCUCCUCCUCACAGCCCCCCAGAGCAUGGGCGCCUCCUCCUCACAGCCCCCCAGAGCAUGGGCGCCUCCUCCUCACAGCCCCCCAGAGCAUGGGCGCCUCCUCCUCACAGCCCCCCAGAGCAGCGGCGCCUCCUCCUCACAGCCCCCCCAGAGCAUGGGCGCCUCCACCUCACAGCCCCCAGAGCAUGGGCGCCUCCUCCUCACAGCCCCCCAGAGCAUGGGCGCCUCCUCCUCACAGCCCCCCAGAGCAGCGGCGGCCUCCUCCUCAACAGCCCCCCAGAGCAUGGGCGCCUCCUCCUCACAGCCCCCCAGAGCAUGGGCGCCUCCUCCCUCACAGCCCCCCAGACGCAUGGGCGCCCUUCCUCACAGCCCCCCAGAGCAUGGGCGCCUCCUCCUCACAGCCCCCCAGAGCAUGGGCGCCUCUUCCUCACAGCCCCCAAGAGUAUGGGCGCCUCCUCCUCACAGCCCCCCAGAGCAGCGGCGCCUCCUCCUCACAGCCCCCCAGAGCAUGGGGCGCCUCCUCCUCACAGCCCCCCAAGAGCAGCGGCGCCUCCUCCUCACAGGCCCCAGAGCAGCGGCGCCUCCUCCUCAAGGCCCCCCAGAGCAGCGUUGCCUCCUCCUCUUAGUCCCACAGAGCAGCGGCGCCCUCCUCCUCACAGCCCCCCAGAGCAGCGGCGCCUCCUCCUUACAGCCCCCAGAGCAUGGGCGCCUCCUCCUCACAGCCCCCAGAGCAGCGGCGCCUCCUCCUCACAGCCUCCCAGAGCAGCGGCGCCUCCUCCUCACAGGCCCCCAGAGCAUGGGCGCCUCCUCCUCACAGCCCCCAGAGCAUGGGCGCCUCCUCCUCACAGCCCCCCAGAGCAUGGGCGCCUCCUCCUCACAUCCCCCCAGAGCCUGGGCGCCUCCUCCUCACAGCCCCCCAGAGCAUGGGCGCCUCCUCCUCACAGCCCCCCAGACCAGCGGCGCCUCCUCCUCACAGCCCCCCAGAGCAGCGGCGCCUCCUUCUCACAGCCCCCCCAGAGCAUGGGCGCCUCCUCCUCACAGUCCCCCAGAGCAUGCGGCGCCUCCUCCUCACAGCCUCCCAGAGCAUGGGCGCCUCCUCCUCACAGCCCCCCAGAGCGAUGGGCGCCUCCUCCUCACAGCCCCCCAGAGCAGCGGCGCCUCCUCCUCACAGCCCCCCAGAGCAGCGGCGCCUCCUCCUCACAAGCCCCCCAGAGCAUUGGCGCCUCCUCCUCACAGCCCCCCAGAUCAGCAGCGCCUUCUCCUCGCAGCCCCCCAGAGCAUGGGCGCCUCCUCCUCACAGCCCCCCAGAGCAGCAGCUCCUCCUACAGCCCCCAGAGCAGGGCGCCUCCUCCUCACAGCCCCCAGAGCAUGGGCGCCUCCUCCUCACAGCCCCCAGAGCAGCGGCGCCUCCUCCUCACAGGCCUCCCAGAGCAGCGGCGCCAUCCUCCUCACAGCCCCCAGAGCAUGGGCGCCUCCUCCUCACAGCCCCCAGAGCAUGGGCGCCUCCUCCUCACAGCCCCCCAGAGCAUGGGUCGCCUCCUCCUCACAGCCCCCCAGAGUCAUGGGCGCCUCCUUCCUCACAGCCCCCCAGAGCAUGGCCGCCUCCUCCUCACAGCCCCCCAGAGCAGCGGCGCCUCCUCCUCACAGCCCCCCAGAGCAGCGGCGCCUCCUUCUCACAGCCCCCCCAGAGCAUGGGCGCCUCCUCCUCACAGUCCCCAGAGCAUGGGCGCCUCCUCCUCCAGCCUCCCAGAGCAUGGGCGCCUCUGCCUCCCAGCCCCCCAGAGCAGCGGCGCCUCCUCCUCACAGCCCCCCAGAGCAGCGGCGCCUCCUCCUCACAGCCCCCCAGAGCAUGGGCGCCUCCUCCUCACAGCCCCCCAGAGCAGCGGAGCCUCCUCCUCACAGCCCCCCAGAGCAUGGGCGCCUCCUACUCACAGCCCCCCAGAGCAUGGGCGCCUCCUCCUCACAGCCCCCCAGAGCAUGGGCGCCUCCUCCUCACAGCCCCCAGAGCAUGGGCGCCUCCUCCUCACAGCCCCCCAGAGCAUGGGCGCCUCCUCCUCACAGCCCCCCACGCCCAGAGCAUGGGCGCCUCCUCCUCACAGCCGCCCAGAGCAUGGGCGCCUCCUCCUCACAGCCCCCCAGAGCAGCGGCGCCUCCUCCUCACAGCCCCCCAGAGCAGCGGCGCCUCCUCCUCACAGCCCCCCAGAGCAUGGGCGCCUCCUCCUCACAGCCCCCCAGAGCAGCGGCGCCUCCUCCUCACAGCGCCCCAGAGCAUGGGCGCCUCCUCCUCACAGCCCCCUAGAGCAGCGGCGCCUCCUCCUCACAGCCCCCCAGAGCAUGGGCGCCUCCUUCCUCACAAGCCCCCCAGAGCAUGGGCGCCUCCUCCUCACAGCCCCCCAGAGCAUGGGCGCCUCCUCCUCACAGCCCCCCAGAGCAGCGGCGCCUCCUCCUCACAAGCCCCCCAGAGCAUCGGGCGCCUCCUCCUCACAGCCCCCCAGAGCAUGGGCGCCUCCUCCUCACAAGCUAUGGGCGCCUCCUCCUCACAGCCCCCCAGAGCAGCGGCGCCUCCUCCUCACAGCCCCCCAGAGCAUGGGCGCCUCCUCCUCACAGCCCCCCAGAAGCAGGCGGCGCCUCCUCCUCACAGGCCCCCAGAGCAGCGGCGCCUCCUCCUCACAGGCCCCCAGAGCAGCGGCGCCUCCUCCUCUUAGUCCCCAGAGCAGCGGCGCCUCCUCCUCACAGCCCCCCAGAGCAGCGGCGCCUCCUCCUCACAGCCCCCAGAGCAUGGGCGCCUCCUCCUCACAGCCCCCAGAGCAGCGGCGCCUCCUCCUCACAGCCCCCCAGAGCAGCGGCGCCUCCUCCUCACAGCCCCCCAGAGCAUGGGCGCCUCCUCCUCACAGCCCCCCAGAGCAGCGGCGCCUCCUCCUCACAGCCCCCCAGAGCAUGGGCGCCUCCUCCUCACAGCCCCCCAGAGCAUGGGCGCCUCCUCCUCACAGCCCCCCAGAGCAGCGGCGCCUCCUCCUCACAGCCCCCCAGAGCAUGGGCGCCUCCUCCUCACAGCCCCCCAGAGCAUGGGCGCCUCCUCCUCACAGCCCCCCAGAGCAUGGGCGCCUCCUCCUCACAGCCCCCCAGAGCAUGGGCGCCUCCUCCUCACAGCCCCCCAGAGCAUGGGCGCCUCCUCCUCACAGCCCCCCAGAGCAUGGGCGCCUCCUCCUCACAGCCCCCCAGAGCAUGGGCGCCUCCUCCUCACAGCCCCCAGAGCAGGGGCGCCUCCUCCUCACAGCCCCCCAGAGCAGCGGCGCCUCCUUCCUCACAGCCCCCCCAGAGCAUGAGCGCCCUCCUCCUCACAGUCCCCCACGAGGCUGGGCGCCUCCUCCUCACCAGCCUCCCAGAGCAUGGGCGCCUCCUCCUCACAGCCCCCCAGAGCAUGGAGCCUCCUCCUCACAGCCCCCCAGAAGCAGCGGCGCCUCCUCCUCACAGCCCCCCAGAGCAGCGGCGCCUCCUCCUCACAGCCCCCCAGAGCAUGGGCGCCUCCUCCCCACAGCCCCCCAGAGCAUGGGCGCCUCCUCCUCACAGCCCCCCAGAGCACCAGCGCCUCCUCCUCACAGCCCCCCAGAGCAUGGGCGCCUCCUCCUCACAGCCCCCCAGAGCAGCGGCGCCUGCUCCUUACAGCCCCUAGAGCAUAGGGCGCCUCCUCCCUCACAGCCCCCCAGAGCAGCGGCGCCUCCUCCUCACCAGCCCCCCAGAGCAUGGGCGCCUCCUCCUCACAGCCCUCCAGAGCAUGGGCGCCUCCUCCUCACAGCCCUCCAGAGCAUCGGCGCCUCCUCCUCACAGCCCCCCAGAGCAUGGGCGCCUCCUCCUCACAGCCCCCCAGAGCAGCGGAGCCUCCUCCUCACAGCCCCCCAGAGCAUGGGCGCCUCCUCCUCACAGCCCCCCAGAGCAUGGGCGCCUCCUCCUCACAGCCCCCAGAGCAUGGGCGCCUCCUCCUCACAGCCCCCCAGAGCAUGGGCGCCUCCUCCUCACAGCCCCCCAGAGCAUCGGCGCCUCCUCCUCACAGCCCCCCAGAGCAGCGGCGCCUCCUCCUCACAGCCCCCCCCAGAGCAUGGGCGCUGCGGAGAUAACUGCAGCAACGGGAGCUAG
Closterium sp. NIES-65 is the source of this 29105-nucleotide messenger RNA. The record is from the annotation of a GenBank genome assembly. Lineage: Eukaryota; Viridiplantae; Streptophyta; Zygnematophyceae; Desmidiales; Closteriaceae.